Molecule: messenger RNA, 1062 nt
Organism: Macroventuria anomochaeta
Lineage: Eukaryota; Fungi; Ascomycota; Dothideomycetes; Pleosporales; Didymellaceae
Product: glycoside hydrolase family 35 protein
Exons: 7
Coding region: 1-1062 (353 amino acids)
Biological process (GO): carbohydrate metabolic process
Cellular component (GO): vacuole
Molecular function (GO): beta-galactosidase activity
Source: RefSeq, a predicted model, not a curated record
AUGAAGUGGGUAACCCAGCUCUUGCUGACUGGCUCUGUGGCUAUUGACGACGUGAAAUUUGCUAUCAUUUCCCUUGUAGGAGAGUCUCUUCUCGCAUGGGACAAAUCAUCAAUUACCAUUCGCGGCGAGCGUAAUAUGUUCCUCUCUGUAGAAUUCCACCCAUUCCGCUUGCCUUCACCGGGCCUAUGGCUGGACAUCUUCCAGAAGAUCAAAGCCAUGGGUUUUCUGGCGUGCGAAAGCGGACAUAUCAAGAACAGUGGUGUUUACAACCUGGAAGGCUUUUUUGAUGCAGCUAAGCGAGCAGGUAUCUAUCUCCUUGCACGACCGGGCCCAUACAUCAAUUCGGAAGUGUCUGGAGGUGGCUUCCCGGGCUGGCUACAACGCAAUAAAGGUGUUCUCAGGGCCACUGCCCCUGACUUUCGGGGAGUAUUGCAAAUUACAUUCGGCACAUUGGAAGAGUCAUCGGCAAAGCAAAAAUUGCGAAGGGCGUUCACUUUCUGCUUGGAGAGUGGCACAACAUCUGUCGGUGCUUGCGUGGACAAGAGCUACAUGCAAUGGAUCGAGAGAGAGUUUCGAUUCGCUGAAAUAACUGUUCCAUUCAUCAACAAUGAUGGUGUUCCUACAGGUAAUUUUGUUCCUGGCUCUGGGCCGGGUGAAGUGGAUAUCUAUGGCUUUGAUUUUUAUCCGUUUGGAUGGGCUUCAUUGAAAUUUCGCUCUAUCUCGCUUCCUUCGAGCCCAAUAGCAGCCGUUGAAUUUCAAGGCGGUACGGGUGGAGUGGGUGUCGAGACCGCGGCUGCGUUAAUCAAUCACGAAUUCGCGCGGGUAUUCUACAAGAUCAACUAUGGCUUGCAUACUGCGAUAAUGAACCUGUACAUGACUUACGGAGGCACAAACUGGGGCAACAUCGGCCACCCGCUUGGUUAUACGUCCUAUGAUAUGGGUGCCGCAAUAAGCGAGGAUCGCCAAUUAGUUCGCGAAAAGUACUCCGAGCUCAAACUCCAAGCGAACUACCUUCGCUCUUCGCCUGCGUACCUGACAGCCAGUCCUCAGGGGGAUAUGUAA